AUGACGAUUCCAGAUUCGUCGGCGUAUAGCUACAUGAUGGAGAAUGGGUCGACAGAACUGCCGUGCAUGCCGGAAGAGGAGAGGAGGAUUGUUGAGGAAUUGACUGCCAAAGCUGAGUCUAAUCAGCGGGAGGGGAACUUGUACUUCGUCGUUUGUAGCCGGUGGUUCAGAGAAUGGCAGAGUUACACUGGGCUAAAGGAAGGUGCUUAUCCAUUUGAAGAUCAUUUUAUUGUAUCUCGAUCUCUAAUAUUGGAUAGGCCAGGAGUUAUUGACAACAGGGGUAUAAUUGAGAGUGGAUUGGACUAUGACGUUGAUGACCCACAGCUUCUCAAAACUCUGGAGGAAUUGCGCGAUUAUGUUUUAGUUCCACAAGAAGUUUGGGAGAAGCUUUCGAAAUGGUAUAAAGGAGGUCCAGCGUUGCCACGGAAGAUGAUUUCUGUUGGGGAUCAACAGAAACAAUUUGUUGUGGAGGUCUUCCCCCUUUCUCUCCGGCUAACUGACUCUAGAGAUCUGAGUGAAGUAAUUAUAAGACUUAGUAGAAAGGCUUCCAUACACGACCUCUAUGUGAAAGUUUGUCAGCUUAAAGGCUUGCAAACCGAAAAGGCAUGCAUCUGGGACUACUUUAAUAAGGAGAAGCGAACUAUAUUAAUGUCGUCUAGCCAAACUCUGCAGGAGUGUAAUUUGGCGAUGGAUCAAAAUAUUCUUCUUGAGGUUCCAGCAGAUGAUCUUGGCAUGGAUUCAACCGGCAAUUUCUUAGCGUUGGUUCCAGUGGAACCAAUAAGAUUCCCUUUUUCGAUUGCCGGUGGCCCUACUAUGUCUAAUGGUAAUUCAACCGCUUAUAGCUCCAGCUUAUACCAAACAAGUGCAUCUACUUCCACUUACAGAGAUAUGGAAAAUGGAUAUGAUGAUUUAAAGCCUGUAACGAGGGGAGUUGGGGGAGGUUUGGCAGGAUUGCCAAAUGUGGGGAACACUUGCUUCAUGAAUAGUGCUCUUCAGUGUUUAGUUCAUACACCAAACCUGGCUGACUAUUUCUUGCAAGAUUACUCUGAUGAGAUCAACGAACAAAACCCUUUGGGAAUGCAUGGGGAACUUGCUCUUGCCUUUGGAUAUCUGUUGCGGAAACUCUGGUCUUCUGGUGGAGCACCAGUUGACCCUCGUGUGUUUAAGGGGAAGCUUGCUCGAUUUGCUCCGCAGUUUAGUGGGUAUAGCCAGCAUGAUUCUCAGGAACUCCUUGCGUUUUUGCUUGAUGGGCUUCAUGAAGAUCUAAAUCGUGUGAAACAGAAACCGUAUAUUGAAACAAAAGAUUUUGACGGUCGACCUGAUGAAGAAGUCGCGGAUGAGUUUUGGAGAUAUCACAAAGCCAGAAAUGAUUCGAUAAUUGUCGAUGUUUGCCAGGGCCAAUACAAAUCGACACUGAUUUGCCCUGUUUGCAACAAGAUUUCAAUAACUUUUGAUCCAUUCAUGUAUCUCUCCUUGCCUCUUCCUUCAACUGCUACUCGGUCAAUGACAAUAACGGUUUUCUAUGGUGAUGGAAGUGGCCUUCCUAUGCCUUUCACUGUUACGGUUCUCAAGGAAGGAUGCUGCAAAGAUCUUAUCAAGGCUUUGGGCAUUGCUUGCCAUUUAGGCAGUGAUGAAUACUUGCUUCUUGCUGAGGUCUAUAGACACCGAAUAUAUCGGUACCUGGAAAAUCCAUCGGAAUCUUUGGCUGAGGUUAGGGACGAGGAACAUAUUGUUGCAUACAGACUUCCCAAAAAAGACAUGGAUCUAACAAGGAUAGAGAUAUGCCACCGGUACCAGGAAAUUGAACGGAAGAUGUUUUUAACACCAUUAGUUACUUCCUUGGAGGACCCCCCACAAUGUGGAGCUGAUAUUGAGCUUGCCGUAAACCGAAUGCUCUCCCCUCUAAGAAGGAAAUCAUUUCUUACUUCAACAACAAUCCACUGCAAUGGAAAAGAAAAUGGCUGUGAUGAUAAUCAUGCAAUGGGAGAUCAAAUGGAGAUUUCAGGCACUGAGCCGGAACAUGAACUCCUCCAAUCAAGAGAUGAAAUGGAGCCAAAGGGCAUGUCAAGCCGAGAGUCAUCUCUCCAGCUUUGCAUUACUAAAGAUACGGGUUUUGGCUGCUGGCCUAUAGUAAAGGGCUCGCCCAUAAAGCCAGGUCGUACAGUCAAAGUUUUGCUCGACUGGACUGAAAAGGAACACGAGCUGUAUGAUGCCAGCUACCUAAAGGAUCUUCCUGAGGUGCACAAAGCAAAGAAAAUCAAGCAGGAGUCCAUCUCUCUAUUUUCGUGCUUGGAUGCGUUUCUAAAGGAGGAGCCCCUUGGUCUUGAUGAUAUGUGGUAUUGUCCUCGGUGCAAGGAACAUAGACAAGCAAGUAAAAAGUUGGAUUUAUGGAGGCUGCCGGAUAUACUUGUCUUUCACCUGAAAAGAUUCUCUCAUAGCCGAUGGCUGACGAACAAACUCGACAAGUUUGUCAACUUUCCUAUUCAAAACCUUGAUUUGAGCAGAUAUGUGAAGAGUGAUGAUGGCACGACAAGUGGCUCACAUGUCUAUGAGCUCUAUGCCAUCAGCAAUCACUAUGGGGGCCUUGGUGGGGGACACUACACGGCAUAUUGCAAGUUAAUAGAUGAGGACAGAUGGUAUGACUUUGAUGAUUCAUGCGUUUCGCCCAUAAACGAGUCUGAAAUAAAGACAUCGGCAGCUUAUGUGUUGUUCUACCGCAGGGUAAAAUCUACCCUAGGGUAA
Messenger RNA from Striga hermonthica, 2742 nucleotides. Lineage: Eukaryota; Viridiplantae; Streptophyta; Magnoliopsida; Lamiales; Orobanchaceae. The record is from the annotation of a GenBank genome assembly.